AUGGCUCUGUUAUUGUUUCUUAUUCCGAUCAGACGACCAUCGUCAGUGUUGACAUCACGACUGACCGCCAACGGUGGCGGUGGUGGCGGGCGAUUAUCGCGCUGUGAUUCCUCCACGCUCAACGUCUCUUCCCGUUCCGGUCAACGACAUCGUGAAGCCAUGUUAACAAUUCUGCCCGGAGUUCCACUACUGCUGGCUAGUUCUUCUGAUUCUGUUGCCCUCUUAGCUCAUCAAACGUUUUCGCUUUUAUAA
Molecule: messenger RNA, 252 nt
Organism: Angiostrongylus costaricensis
Lineage: Eukaryota; Metazoa; Nematoda; Chromadorea; Rhabditida; Metastrongylidae
Source: the annotation of a GenBank genome assembly